This is a messenger RNA of Parasteatoda tepidariorum (common house spider), 534 nucleotides long. The record is from RefSeq and is a predicted model, not a curated record. Lineage: Eukaryota; Metazoa; Arthropoda; Arachnida; Araneae; Theridiidae.
UUAUAACGUUCAAUUUCAUGAAACAGGUGUUAUGUGAGAAGCAAUUUUUCACAUGUGUUAAAUUUAUGAGAAAAGGAAUUUAUGCGUAAUAUGGUACAAAAUCAUUCAUCAUAGCAUUCCAGAAGCUGUUUUGUUAAAGAGAAAAAUCUAAAUAUGAGCAAAUUGUAUAUUACUUUAAUAAAUAUGGUGAUUCUAGUUGUGGCACUAUCCCUUAACCCUGACGACCCUGAAUGUGGACCUGAACACGAUGAAAUACUAUUUCAAGAAAAUGAAAAAGUGUGCAAUCAUUGUGCCAGUUUAAUACCGAAUACAAAUGUACCCGGAACUUGCAGAGUCAAUUGCUUCAAAACUCUUCACUUCACUGCAUGUGAAAAAAUUGUGAAACAGCACAUUGAAGAAGAAGCAAAAGAAUCAUCCAAAGCUUAGUUAUUAUUGUUGAAAAAUUUAAAAUCAUGCUUCCCAAAAAGUUUUUUUAAUUCAUUGUCUGAUAAUAUGCUUAAAAAUAAAUUCUUACUAUUUAAUGUGCAUGCAUUA